AUGCGCGUCAAACACCUCAAGCGCGUCACGAACUUCAUCGUCGCCCAUCACCGCGUCGUUGCUGUCGUUAUCUACCUCCUCGGCGCGGCGUCGACCCUCAUCGUGCUCUCGCUCGCUCGAAACGUCUUCGUCGAUGAGAAUGCCUUCUUGUUGAACGGUUCGCCCGCAACGUUCGAUGAGCACGAUGGGAGCGUUGCGAAAUCGUACGCCGAUGCGUUCCGCGACAUUGCGCUGAAUUUGACGUCGCCGAGCGACGUUUUCGAGGCGAAGAUGCGAUGGGUUGUUCAUUCCGUGGAUGCGCGCGGGUUUGAGAGUUACCUCACGCGCGGCGUCGGCGGCAGCGUCAUCGCGCACGCGAUCGCUCGGGCGACGCGAGGGAACGGGCGAGAGAGCUUGGUGCUUAUGACGACGAUCGGUCGGGGUGCGGAGAGCGCGGAUGCGGUGACGAUCGGGUCGGCGUUGAGAACGUUUGAGCGGCUCGGCAGAGCGGAGUGGUUGGCAAAGGAUUUGAUUUGGGUGUGCGUCGACGGAAGAGACGGUGAGGAGAUCGCGAACGCGAUGGCUUGGUUGAAGAAAUAUCACUCACCGGACGUUCGAGGUGAAGACGAGACGGCAUUCGAGCGCGCGGGGACGAUCACGCAAGCGUUUGCGUUCGAUGCGUCGGGCGGAGACGCGGUGUCGGCGAUGCGGGUGAAACUUGAGGGAUGGAAUGGAGCGUAUCCGAAUCAGGAUAUGUUCACCAUGUUCAAUGAAGUCGUGAAAUUGAAUCGGGUAAUACGUCUACCCGUAACCCUGGAGGAGGAAGAGGAGGGAGGUAACGCGUGGGAGCGUCGGUCCGAUCGUGCGAGUGUGGCGAAAUCGGCGGCGCGCUUCAUGUGGCGCGCCGCCAAGGGUGUUCCCACGGGCGUGCACGCCGCGUUCAAGAAACACUCGAUCGAUGCGAUCUCCAUAGAGUCCACGGUUCGUCGAGAAGAUCACCACGUCGUUCGCGGUUCGCACGCGUACGUUGUUAUCGGGCAGACACUGGAGCUGACACUUCGAGCGUGCAAUAAUUUGCUCGAGCUCUUGCAUCACAGCUGCUUUUAUUACAUCAUGCUCGGUCCGCAGAAAUUCCUCGGCAUCGCGGAGUACAUCGCGCCGCAAGCGCUGAUGCUAGUGAGUCUUUUACUCAGCUUGGUGAAGCUAGCGACUUUCGGAGAGGAUUCGCGCCAUCUUUCGACGGAUGUUGAAUGGAGAGCGCAGCACAACUGGAGUGUCGCUCUUGCGAGACUUGCUCUGGCGAUUGCGAUCGGAGCUCUGGUCGGAAAAAGCUGCAUCUUGAUGAACGCGAUAGGAUUGAGUCACGAAUCCGUCACAGUUGGCGUCUCCGGCGUUGCGAUCGUCGCAUCGUUCGUAUUUUUGCGUUUGACUGAAGUUGACGGAAGAAUUGCGGUAAAGAAUCGAGCGUUCGGUGACUUUAUCCUCGUUUCGCAAGAACAAUGGGUUGGAGUUAAGGUAGUGAGCAUCGCUUGGGUACUCUUCACGAUGAGCGCGUGUACUUUUUUCAAUUUUGCCCUCGCGUUACUCGCCACAUCUGCGUUGGCUCCGAUAUGUGUGCUCUGCCAUGCUUGUAGCGGUGAUCCAGCCGGCCAUCGGUCAAGGAGGUGGGCAACGACGAUCCUGUGUGCUCUCCCACCGGCGUGGGCGAUCAUCCUCUCUCAUUUCGUUGGAUCUCCACCACUGAAAUCGUUGGGUUUGCUCGCUGAGCAUCAUGCGCGAUGGCACACGUUCGCGUUGCCCUUGAUUUUUGGCAUCGCGUUUCCCACAAUUCUUCUCUCCUUGUACGUCGCCAACUCGAGUAAUGGCAAAAUAAAAUCAUCAUAG
Messenger RNA from Ostreococcus tauri, 1863 nucleotides. RefSeq names its product Gaa1-like, GPI transamidase component. The coding region runs from base 1 to 1863 and encodes 620 amino acids. The record is from RefSeq and is a predicted model, not a curated record. The transcript has a single exon. Gene Ontology annotation, cellular component: GPI-anchor transamidase complex; membrane. Gene Ontology annotation, biological process: attachment of GPI anchor to protein. Lineage: Eukaryota; Viridiplantae; Chlorophyta; Mamiellophyceae; Mamiellales; Bathycoccaceae.